GUACAAUUUUCAAGUUGGGGACCACACGUUGAGAAGCUCUUUCCUCAGGGAAGCUUACGAAAAAGACAAACAGCUUGAAAUCCGAUCCAUGCCAAGGCUCAGUGAGAAGCAUUUUAAUUUGACUUUUGCCUCCAAAAUGUCAGUGAAACUAGCAGCGCAAAUAUUCAGUAAUCACUGUGCUGCUGCAAUGUUUGCCAUGGUAACUUUCCAGCAACUGCCAGUUGAAGCUAUCCACACGGCCCGGUUUAUUGAAAAAAUGGAUCGUCUUUUUGAUAGCUUGAACAGCUCACAGAAACGCGGGAAGAGUGCAUAUGUGUCUGCGAUGCACGAAGGCUCUGUUCACAAGGAGUUUCUGAAAGAAUGCCUUCAUAUGUUCGAAAGCCUUACCGUUCUUGGGUGCCCACGGCAGCCUGCUUGCAUUCGCGGUUUCUCCUUGACCAUUCGGUCUAUUAUGCUGAUUUGUGAGCACCUGACAUCUGAGUAUGGUUUCAGAUACCUCCUGACUCGCCAUCUCAACCAAGAUGCACUCGAAAACACAUUCUCCGUAAUAAGGUCAAAGUCUGGUGCGAACGCCAAUUCCUCUUGCCGGCAGUUUCAGGCAGCCUUUAGACAUCUCCUAGUUAGCAACUUGUUUAAACUGUCUGACAAGAGCAACUGCGAAGAGGACAUGGCAACUCUUUUAGCGGCUCUUCCGGUUGGUUUCUCAGCUCCCUCAGCUUCACUUAGUCUAGGAAGCUCACUUCCACAAUGUGCAGCUGACCUCACAUCCUGUAGUUAUCCCAUUUUAUUAUCACUUAACAACAUGGUUUACUUUGCUGGAUGGCUUGUAACAAGGUUUAUCAAAUAUCACACAUGUCAUAACGUGACUCAGCAAUGUGAAUUGCAAAUCAAGAAUGCCACUUUUUCUGAUGACAGCCAAGUGUUUUUGUAUUUGAGUGUGAAAGGAACGGCUGAAGGAGACUUUGGAAGCCUCUCGGUCCCCUCACCUUGCUUUGUUUCUUCCGUUCAAGCUUGUGAGAAGGUUUUUGUGGCGUCAAUUGACAGUCUUGUUUUGAAAGAAGGCGUUGGGAAGGCGUUGUGCAUCACUCUACAUGAGAAGGUCGAAAAGCUGCUGACACUCUGCAGUGAGGAUGUCUAUGGUGAUUUAUUUGCUUUGUUUACAAGGGUGAGGCUUCAUUGGUUCGUCCGUAAAAAAAAUACUGAGCUCUUUGAUGCAGCUGUGAGACGCAAAACCCAGCAACGAGUCUAG
This is a messenger RNA of Ixodes scapularis (black-legged tick), 1249 nucleotides long. RefSeq lists its product as uncharacterized. The coding region runs from base 89 to 1249 and encodes 386 amino acids. The record is from RefSeq and is a predicted model, not a curated record. The transcript has a single exon. NCBI's taxonomy places the organism in Eukaryota, Metazoa, Arthropoda, Arachnida, Ixodida, Ixodidae.